GAAAAGAUUUGCAACACCGGGCCUGGUCUUGGCGCCGGCUCGCCCAAUCUAGAGCUGAAUUGAUCCUUCUGUUCGUCUCAUUUUGUUGACAGAUGGUAGAUAGGUUUUUCUCCUUGAAAUAUUACUGGGAUUUAUCUGAACUCUAUUACUAAGCGAAAAGAAAACAUGGGUAGAAUAGCGACGGCGGCGAUAGUGAGCCUUUGGGUAAUUCCCGUAUCCGUCCUGGUCAAUCGCAUUGUUCCUGAUCCUUACAUGGAUGAGAUUUUCCACAUACCUCAGGCUCAAAAAUACUGCAAUGGCGAUUUCAUGAGCUGGGAUCCUAUGAUCACUACCCCACCUGGCCUAUACUAUCUUUCACUUGUUCAUGUUGCUGCUUUGCUUCCGAGUAAGUAUGUUCUACAACUGGCUUCAUCGUUCCCGGAAGCUUGCUCCACUGCGGUUCUUCGCUCUGUAAAUGGGGUCUUGGCAGUACUGUGCAGCAUUAUAGUCUAUGAGAUAAUAACCCACUUGAGGCCAGCUUUUGAUGAUAGAAAAGCAACACUUUUUGCAGCAGUUCUAGCCCUGUAUCCACUCCACUGGUUCUUCACUUUUCUUUACUAUACUGAUGUUGCAUCACUCACUGCUGUGCUCGCCAUGUAUCUUGCAUGUCUGAAGAAGAAAUAUCUAUUCAGUGCAUUGCUUGGGGCAAUGGCGGUUGUUAUUCGACAGACAAAUAUUAUAUGGAUGCUUUUUGUUGCCUGCUCUGGGGUCAUUGAUAUAACCAUGGCACAUCAAAAAGAUAGUGUGGAAGUAGAUGAUUCAAAGGCAUCAAACAAGGGUACCAAUCUGUCGGCUCUCAAUACCAGUGUCAAUGUGAGUUCAAACUUGAAGAGAAGAAAGUCCAGGGGAAACUCAAAGGCUAAUCAACACAUCUUUUACCCGUCAAACGCCUCUUCAGCAUCCCCAACAUUAGGUCUGCUUCAUGAGAUUCAAGCUAUUGUUUUGUCUUCAUGGCGCAUGAAGUGGGAGCUUUUGGUCUCCUUUAGCCCAUUCUUUUUUGUACUGCUUGCAUUUGUUGCUUUUCUCCUCUGGAAUGGAAGUGUAGUUCUUGGUGCAAAAGAAGCUCAUGCAGUUUCUCCACACUUUGCACAAAUAAUGUAUUUUAGCAUUGUUUCCACUCUUUUUGCGGCUCCUCUGCAUUUCACAAUAGGUCAUGCCCUAGAUUUGUUUCAAUCAUUCUGGAAAAACAGGCUGCUUGGAUUUCUCCUUCUAUUCUUGGCUUCUAUUGCUAGCCUCCUUUCCGUCCAUUUUUUCAGCAUUGCUCAUCCUUAUCUUCUUGCUGACAAUCGGCAUUAUACCUUCUAUCUUUGGAGGAAGAUCAUCAUAUUUCAUUGGUCAAUGAAAUAUCUUCUGGUGCCAUUUUAUGUUUAUUCAUGGUUCUCAAUCUUUCGAUUAUUGGGUAAAACUCGGAUGAGGAUCUGGACAUUGGUAUAUUUCUUUGCUACCUCUGCUGUUCUUAUUCCUGCACCGCUAAUUGAGUUCAGAUACUAUACAAUACCAUUCUAUUUUUUCAUCCUUCAUACCAGUAUUAACGACAGCCGAAGCUGGCUUCUCAUAGGGAUUCUAUAUACAGUCCUGAAUGCCUUUACAAUGACAAUGUUCUUGUUUCGGCCAUUCCACUGGGACCAUGUGCCCGGGGUCCAGAGGUUCAUAUGGUAGAUACUAAACACUAAAAGCUAAAAACAAGACAAGCAUCACAGGUUUUGCUAAUUGCAGUAUUCGUCAUUGGAUCAUAGAGAACUAACACCCUUUCAUUCAUGUGUUGGCAUCUAAAAUUAACCCUGUAUUACUUCUUGUAAUUCUUACCAUUCAUCUCGAGCAAAUGGAUAUUUCAUGUUUGAUAUUUCAUAUCGAGCAAAUGGAUAUUUCAUGUUUGGUAUUUCAUGUUUGAUAUUUCAUCUCGAGCAAAUGGAUAUUUCAUGUUAAGAGUUAAGGCUCUUUCAGUUGCCUAUA
Gossypium raimondii (Peruvian cotton) is the source of this 1992-nucleotide messenger RNA. Its product is annotated as dol-P-Glc:Glc(2)Man(9)GlcNAc(2)-PP-Dol alpha-1,2-glucosyltransferase. The record is from RefSeq and is a predicted model, not a curated record. Gene Ontology annotation, molecular function: dolichyl pyrophosphate Glc2Man9GlcNAc2 alpha-1,2-glucosyltransferase activity. NCBI's taxonomy places the organism in Eukaryota, Viridiplantae, Streptophyta, Magnoliopsida, Malvales, Malvaceae. Bases 166 to 1698 code for a protein of 510 amino acids. Gene Ontology annotation, biological process: protein N-linked glycosylation; dolichol-linked oligosaccharide biosynthetic process. Gene Ontology annotation, cellular component: endoplasmic reticulum. The transcript is spliced from 8 exons.